CUCUGCUCCUUAAGAGAAGCCCAUCCGAAGGGAGGGGGGGCUGGAGAAUAAACAGCAUCCUUCUAGGAACUAGGGUCCUGCCCCGUGCUUGCUGGGAGGUCGCCGUGCGGUGCUCAGGGGCUCAGAGAAAACAGCAGCAAAUUCAUUUUCCCCUGAGGAGCAAUGGGGGGACACGUCUUUGGUUGGAUCCACCUCCCCGAGCUGGGUCCCGGCGGAGCACUUCGCUGGAAAUGAUCAGUUGCUGCUGAGCUGUCGGUCCUCCCCACCCCUCCUCCCAGAAUCAGGGAAACCUCCUCCUCCUCUUUUUCCCCCUGGCAGCUGGCACAGCAGCCCCACUUGGCGCUUGCCUUUGUGGGGAGCCCUCAGCUCAGAACACGGCUGCUCCUGGCGUCCCCCCUUCUUUCUCUUCUUCUCCUUUCCAUUGGAUGGGCAAUGGGUGCGUGGGCUUCGGCCGGCUCGGCUCUCCAGGCGUUGGCAAGGUGGGACCCUCAGGACAGCUGGAGGACCCGCUGCGCUGUCCACUAGCCUUGCCGCGGGAGGAGCCCCGGAGCUCAUGAGAUACAGCUGCGCACUGUGCUGGAGGCCGAAGACCCUGCGAGUUCUGAGCGAGGUCCAUGGAUGUGGAAGGCCUCCCGGGUCCCGGACCCCAUGUUCUCCCCGCGCAAUUAUGACGCUCUGCACGACGGCGGCUCGGGGCCCCCGGGUGUGGACCGCACGGCCAGAGCCCCACAGGACGCGCGGGUCCCCUGGAUGAGCGGCGGCUUCCAGGGCCCCCCUCUGAAGCGGCGGGGCGGUGUCGUGGACCACCGGGAUGUCAUCUUGGCCCACCAGGCGCACAAAGUCCACAGCACCCCCCAGGCCAGAAGGAAAGAAUGGGAAAUGGCCCGCUUCGGAGACGAGAUGCCGGCCCGCUACGGGGGAGGAGGCUCCGGGGCAGCCGCCGGGGUGGUCGUGGGCGCCGGAGGCGGGCGAGGAGCCGGGGGCAGCCGGCAGGGCGGGCAGCCCGGGGCGCAAAGGAUGUACAAGCAGUCAAUGGCGCAGAGAGCGCGGACCAUGGCCCUCUACAACCCCAUCCCCGUCCGACAGAACUGCCUCACGGUCAACCGGUCUCUAUUCCUCUUCAGCGAGGACAACGUGGUGAGAAAAUACGCCAAAAAGAUCACCGAAUGGCCUCCCUUUGAAUAUAUGAUUUUAGCCACCAUCAUAGCAAACUGCAUUGUCCUUGCUCUGGAACAACACCUACCCGAUGAUGACAAGACCCCAAUGUCUGAACGACUGGAUGAUACAGAACCAUACUUCAUUGGAAUUUUUUGUUUCGAGGCUGGCAUUAAAAUCAUCGCCCUGGGGUUUGCCUUCCAUAAAGGCUCUUACUUAAGGAAUGGUUGGAACGUGAUGGACUUUGUGGUGGUGCUAACAGGCAUCUUGGCGACUGUUGGGACGGAGUUUGACCUACGGACGCUGAGGGCAGUUCGAGUGUUGAGGCCGCUCAAGCUGGUGUCUGGAAUCCCAAGUUUACAAGUCGUCCUGAAGUCGAUCAUGAAGGCAAUGAUCCCCCUGCUGCAGAUCGGCCUCCUCCUAUUUUUUGCAAUCCUUAUUUUUGCAAUCAUAGGGUUAGAAUUUUAUAUGGGAAAAUUUCAUACCACCUGCUUUGAAGAGGGGACAGAUGACAUUCAGGGUGAGUCUCCGGCUCCGUGUGGGACAGAGGAACCCGCCCGCACCUGCCCCAAUGGGACCAAAUGUCAGCCCUACUGGGAAGGGCCCAACAAUGGGAUCACUCAGUUCGACAACAUCCUAUUUGCAGUGCUGACAGUUUUCCAGUGCAUCACCAUGGAAGGGUGGACUGACCUCCUCUACAACAGCAACGAUGCCUCAGGGAACACUUGGAACUGGUUGUACUUCAUCCCCCUCAUCAUCAUUGGCUCCUUUUUUAUGCUGAACCUCGUGCUGGGUGUGCUGUCAGGGGAGUUUGCCAAAGAAAGGGAGCGGGUGGAGAACCGGCGGGCUUUUCUGAAGCUCAGGAGGCAGCAGCAGAUUGAACGAGAGCUCAAUGGGUACAUGGAGUGGAUCUCAAAAGCAGAAGAGGUGAUCCUCGCGGAGGAUGAAACCGACGGGGAGCAGAGGCAUCCCUUUGAUGUUGGAGCUCUGCGGAGAGCCACCAUAAAGAAGAGCAAGACAGACCUGCUCAACCCCGAGGAGGCUGAAGAUCAGCUGGCCGACAUCGCCUCUGUGGGGUCUCCCUUCGCCCGAGCCAGCAUUAAAAGUGCCAAGCUGGAGAACUCGACUUUUUUUCACAAAAAGGAGAGGAGGAUGCGUUUCUACAUCCGCCGCAUGGUCAAAACUCAGGCCUUCUACUGGACUGUGCUCAGUCUGGUAGCCCUCAACACGCUCUGUGUUGCUAUUGUUCACUACAACCAGCCCGAGUGGCUCUCCGACUUCCUCUACUAUGCAGAAUUCAUUUUCUUAGGACUCUUUAUGUCCGAAAUGUUUAUAAAAAUGUACGGGCUUGGGACGCGGCCUUACUUCCACUCUUCCUUCAACUGCUUUGACUGUGGGGUUAUCAUCGGGAGCAUCUUCGAGGUCAUCUGGGCUGUCAUAAAACCCGGCACAUCCUUUGGAAUCAGCGUGUUACGAGCCCUCAGGUUAUUGCGUAUUUUCAAAGUCACAAAGUACUGGGCAUCUCUCAGGAACCUGGUCGUCUCUCUUCUCAACUCCAUGAAAUCUAUCAUCAGCCUGUUGUUCCUCCUUUUCCUGUUCAUCGUUGUCUUCGCCCUUUUGGGAAUGCAACUCUUUGGCGGCCAGUUUAAUUUUGAUGAGGGGACUCCUCCUACCAACUUCGACACUUUUCCAGCAGCAAUAAUGACAGUGUUUCAGAUCCUGACGGGCGAAGACUGGAAUGAGGUCAUGUAUGACGGUAUCAAGUCUCAGGGGGGUGUGCAGGGCGGCAUGGUGUUCUCCAUCUACUUCAUCGUGCUGACGCUCUUCGGGAACUACACCCUCCUGAAUGUGUUCUUAGCCAUCGCGGUGGACAAUUUGGCCAACGCCCAGGAGCUCACCAAGGAUGAGCAAGAAGAAGAAGAAGCAGCCAACCAGAAACUUGCUCUACAGAAAGCCAAGGAGGUGGCGGAAGUGAGUCCCCUGUCGGCAGCCAACAUGUCCAUAGCUGUGAAGGAGCAACAGAAGAACCAGAAGCCCACCAAGUCAGUGUGGGAGCAGCGGACCAGUGAGAUGCGGAAGCAGAACCUGCUGGCCAGCCGGGAGGCCCUAUACAACGAGAUGGACCCUGAUGAGCGCUGGAAGGCCUCCUACGCCCGGCACCUGCGGCCGGACAUGAAGACUCACCUGGACCGGCCGCUGGUGGUCGAUCCCCAGGAGAACCGUAACAACAACACCAACAAGAGCCGGGCCGCCGAGCCCACGGUGGACCAGCGCCUCGGCCAGCAGCGAGCCGAGGACUUCCUCAGGAAACAGGCCCGCUACCACGACCGGGCCCGGGACCCCAGCGGCUCGGUGGGCCUGGACCCCCGCAGGGCCUGGGCCGGCAGCCAGGAGGCCGAGCUGAGCCGGGAGGGGCCUUACGGCCGCGAGUCGGACCACCACGCCCGGGAGGGCAGCCUGGAGCAGCCGGGCUUCUGGGAGGGCGAGGCCGAGCGGGCCAAGGUCGGGGACCCCCACCGCAGGCACGUGCACCGUCAGGGCGGCAGCCGGGAGAGCCGGAGCAGCUCGCCCCGCACGGGCGCCGACGGGGAGCCGCGACGCCACCGCACCCACCGCAGGCCAGGCGAGGAGGGCGCGGAGGACAAGGCCGAGCGGAGGUCCCGGCACCGCGAGGGCAGCCGGCCGGUCCGGGGCGGCGAGGGCGAUGGCGAGGGGCCCGACGGCGGCGAGCGGAGGCGGCGGCACCGGCACGGCCCUCCGGCUGCAUACGAGGCGGAUGCGCGGAGGGAGGACAGGGAGCGCAGGCACCGGAGGAGGAAAGAGAACCAGGGCCCUGGGGUCCCCGUGUCAGGCCCCAACCUGUCGACCACCCGGCCAAUCCAGCAGGACCUGGGCCGCCAAGAGCCACCGCUGGCCGAGGACAUCGACAACAUGAGGAACAACAAGCUGGCCACCGCGGGGUCAGCCGGCGCCCACGACAGCCUCGGCCGCCCCGGUCUGCCCCAGAGCCCCGCCAGGACCGGGAACAGCACUGAACCCAGACCCACGCCAGCCCCGCCCACGGCCACCAACCCCCAGAAUGCCGCCAGCCGCCGGACGCCCAACAACCCUGGGGACCCGUCUGACCCCGGCCCCCCCAAGACCCCCGAGAACAGCCUUAUCGUUACCAACCCCAGCAGCACCCAGACCAACUCAGCAAAGACUGCCAGGAAACCUGACCACACCACAGUGGACAUCCCCCCAGCCUGCCCGGCCCCUCUCAACCACACCGUCGUCCAAGUGAACAAAAACGCCAACCCAGACCCACUGCCAAAAAAGGAGGAAGAGAAGAAGGAGGAGGAGGACGACGAUCCCGGGGAAGACGGCCCCAAACCCAUGCCUCCCUACAGCUCCAUGUUUAUCCUCUCUACGACCAACCCCCUGCGCCGCCUGUGCCAUUACAUCCUGAACCUGCGCUACUUUGAGAUGUGCAUCCUCAUGGUCAUUGCCAUGAGCAGCAUCGCCCUGGCGGCUGAGGACCCUGUGCAGCCCAACGCACCGCGAAACAACGUGCUGCGAUAUUUUGACUACGUUUUUACAGGCGUCUUUACCUUUGAGAUGGUGAUCAAGAUGAUCGACCUGGGGCUCGUCCUGCACCAGGGUGCCUACUUUCGUGACCUCUGGAACAUUCUUGACUUCAUAGUGGUCAGUGGGGCCCUGGUGGCCUUUGCCUUCACGAGCAGUACACGUGGCAAUAGCAAAGGAAAGGACAUCAACACAAUUAAAUCCCUCCGAGUCCUCCGGGUGCUACGACCUCUUAAAACCAUCAAGCGGUUGCCAAAGCUCAAGGCCGUGUUCGACUGUGUGGUGAACUCGCUCAAGAACGUCUUCAACAUCCUCAUCGUCUACAUGCUGUUCAUGUUCAUCUUCGCUGUGGUGGCCGUGCAGCUGUUCAAGGGCAAGUUCUUUCACUGCACUGACGAGUCCAAGGAGUUCGAGAAAGAUUGCCGCGGCAAGUACCUCCUCUACGAGAAGAACGAGGUGAAGGCACGGGACAGACAGUGGAAGAAAUACGAGUUCCAUUAUGACAACGUGCUGUGGGCUCUGCUGACUCUCUUCACCGUGUCCACGGGAGAAGGCUGGCCACAAGUCCUCAAGCACUCCGUGGACGCCACCUUUGAGAACCAGGGCCCCAGCCCCGGGUACCGCAUGGAGAUGUCCAUCUUCUACGUCGUCUACUUCGUGGUUUUCCCCUUCUUCUUCGUCAAUAUCUUUGUGGCCUUGAUCAUCAUCACCUUCCAGGAGCAGGGGGACAAGAUGAUGGAGGAAUACAGCCUGGAGAAAAAUGAGAGAGCCUGCAUCGACUUCGCCAUCAGUGCCAAACCGCUGACCCGACACAUGCCCCAGAACAAGCAGAGUUUCCAGUACCGAAUGUGGCAGUUCGUGGUGUCCCCGCCCUUCGAGUACACCAUCAUGGCCAUGAUCGCUCUCAACACCAUCGUGCUCAUGAUGAAGUUCUAUGGGGCCUCGGUGGCUUAUGAAAACGCACUGAGAGUAUUCAACAUCGUCUUCACCUCCCUCUUCUCUCUGGAAUGUGUGCUGAAAGUCAUGGCUUUUGGGAUUCUGAAUUAUUUCCGCGAUGCCUGGAACAUCUUCGACUUUGUGACUGUUCUGGGCAGCAUCACCGACAUCCUCGUGACGGAGUUUGGGAAUCCGAAUAACUUCAUCAAUUUGAGCUUUCUCCGCCUCUUCCGAGCUGCCCGGCUCAUCAAACUCCUCCGUCAGGGUUACACCAUCCGGAUUCUUCUCUGGACCUUUGUGCAGUCCUUCAAGGCCCUGCCGUAUGUCUGUCUGCUGAUUGCCAUGCUUUUCUUUAUCUAUGCCAUCAUCGGGAUGCAGGUGUUUGGCAACAUCGGCAUCGACGUGGAGGAUGAGGACAGUGAUGAGGAUGAGUUCCAAAUCACUGAGCACAAUAACUUUCGGACCUUCUUCCAGGCCCUCAUGCUUCUUUUCAGGAGUGCCACUGGGGAGGCUUGGCACAACAUCAUGCUUUCCUGCCUCAGUGGGAAGCCGUGCGAUAAGAACUCGGGCAUCCUGACUCCCGAGUGUGGCAAUGAAUUUGCUUAUUUUUACUUCGUUUCCUUCAUCUUCCUAUGCUCGUUUCUGAUGCUGAACCUCUUUGUCGCCGUCAUCAUGGACAACUUUGAGUACCUCACUCGAGAUUCCUCCAUCCUGGGUCCCCACCACCUGGAUGAGUACGUGCGUGUCUGGGCCGAGUACGACCCCGCAGCGUGGGGCCGCAUGCCUUACCCGGACAUGUAUCAGAUGCUGAGACACAUGUCUCCGCCCCUGGGUCUGGGGAAGAAGUGUCCGGCCAGAGUGGCUUACAAGAGGCUCCUUCGCAUGGAUCUGCCCGUGGCGGACGACAACACCGUCCACUUCAAUUCUACCCUCAUGGCUCUGAUCCGCACAGCCCUGGACAUCAAGAUCGCCAAGGGCGGAGCUGACAAACAGCAGAUGGACGCUGAGCUGAGGAAAGAGAUGAUGGCCAUCUGGCCCAACCUGUCCCAGAAGACACUGGACCUGCUGGUCACCCCCCACAAGUCCACAGACCUGACCGUGGGCAAGAUCUACGCGGCCAUGAUGAUCAUGGAGUACUACCGGCAGAGCAAGGCCAAGAAGCUGCAGGCCCUACGCGAGGAGCAGAACCGGACACCACUCAUGUUCCAGCGCAUGGAGCCCCCGUCUCCAACCCAGGAGGGGGGCCCCAGCCAGAACGCCCUCCCCUCCUCCCAGCUGGACCCAGGUGGAGGCCUGAUGGCUCAUGAAAGCAGCAUCAAGGAGAGCCCAUCCUGGGUGACCCAGCGAGCCCAGGAGAUGUUCCAGAAGACAGGAACAUGGAGCCCAGAGCGGGGGCCACCCACCGACAUGCCCAACAGCCAGCCCAACUCCCAGUCUGUAGAGUUGCGAGAGAUGGGCAGAGAUGGCUACUCGGACAGCGAGCACUACCUCCCCAUGGAAGGCCAGGCCCGGGCCGCCUCCAUGCCCCGCCUCCCUGCGGAGAACCAGAGGAGAAGGGGCCGGCCACGUGGGAAUAACCUCAGUACCAUCUCAGACACCAGCCCCAUGAAGCGCUCAGCCUCCGUGCUGGGCCCCAAGGCCCGGCGCCUGGACGACUACUCCCUGGAGAGGGUGCCGCCUGAGGAGAACCAGCGGCACCAUCAGCGGCGCCGGGACCGCGGCCACCGAGCCUCUGAACGCUCCCUGGGCCGCUACACAGACGUGGACACAGGCUUGGGGACAGACCUGAGCAUGACCACCCAGUCCGGCGACCUGCCAUCGAAGGAGCGAGACCAGGAGCGAGGCCGGCCCAAGGACCGAAGGCACCGGCAGCACCGCCACCACCGCCACCACCACCCGCACCCCCCACCCUCCGAGAAGGAGCGCUACACCCAGGAGCCGCCUGACCACGGCCGGGCCCGGGCCCGGGACCAACGCUGGUCCCGCUCGCCCAGCGAGGGCCGUGAACACAUAGCGCACCGGCAGGGCAGUAGUUCCGUAAGUGGAAGCCCAGCCCCCUCAACAUCUGGUACCAGCACUCCGCGGCGCGGACGCCGCCAGCUCCCCCAGACCCCCUCCACCCCCCGGCCACACGUGUCCUAUUCCCCCGUGAUCCGUAAGGCCGGCGGCUCGGGGCCCCCGCAGCAGCAGCAGCAGCCACAGCAGCAGCAGCCGGCGGCGCGGCCGGGCCGGGCGGCCCCCAGCGGCCCGCGGAGGUACCCGGGCCCCGCGGCCGAGCCUCUGGCCGGGGAGCGGCCGUCCGCGGGGGGCCACGGCAGCAGCCGCUCGCCCGCGAUGGAGCGGCGGGUCCCGGGCCCGGCCCGGAGCGAGUCCCCCAGGGCGUGUCGCCACGGCGGGGCGCGGUGGCCGGCGUCUGGCGCGCACGCGUCCGAGGGGCCCCCCGGACCCCGACACCAUGGUUACUACCGGGGCUCCGACUACGACGAGGCCGAUGGCCCGGGCGGCGUUGGCGGGGAGGAGCCCCGGGCCGCGGCUUACGACGCGCCACCCCCUGCGCGACACACGUGCUCGCCCAGGACUCCCCGGGCCCCAGGCCCGGCCUGCGCCUCGCCUUCCCGGCACGGCCGGCGACUCCCCAACGGCUACUACCUGGCCCACGGACUGGCCAGGCCCCGCGGGCCGGGCUCCAGGAAAGGCCUGCACGAAGCCUACAGCGAGACCGACGACGACGACUGGUGCUAAGCCCGGGCGAGGUGGCACCCGCGCCCGCCCGGCCCCCCCACGCACCCCACGCACACGCCCCACGGGGAGGAGCCGCGCACAGGCCGCGGGGCCACCUCGCUGCCACCUGCCCAGCACACAGGGGAGGCCCGGAAGGGGCCCAGGAGAGGACCUGCCGGACGACCCCGGGCUCUGGAGGGAGUCCCCAGGACCCGGACACACCAGGGUGUCCCGCAAAGACCCUCGGCCAGAAAAGCCGCUCCUGGGCGGUGAUGCGCCCCCCACCCAACCCCGACCCUCCCCCGCACGACGGGGGCCCUCGGGGGGGCAGACAAACCACACAGCCAAGGGAUUCGAAUUAACUCAGCCAUUUUUGGAGAACCUUGGGGAAAAAUGGAAAUUUAAAAAAAAAAAAAAAACAUUUUUAAAAGAAAAAAGGGGAGAAAAAAAAUCGCUUCUAUUGAUGAGUUUUAUCAUCUCAAUCGAAUCUUUCCUUUCCCUGGUGAACGCGAGCUGGUGGCCCGUGUGGCGGAGAAGCCAGAAGUGAAGCUGAAACCCAGCGUCCCACACAGACCUCCACCAGACACUCAUACCCCACACACGUUCUCAGACACACACAGGAGUGCUUGCUGGUUAUACCAAACCCUACUAUUACUGCCUGCAGAAAUCAAUUUAAAAAAAAUAAACAAUUUUAAAAAGGACAAAAAAAUUAAUGAUUGAGAAAAGAAGCAUUUUUUCUGACAUUUGGUCCUGCUUGAAAUAACAAAAGAAAAAGAAAAAAAAAACACCACCACCACCGAUUUCCUUUGCUUCUUUUUUCCUUUUUCCUACCUUGUUUGAAAACUGUGGGCUUGGGACUGUGAAUUACUGCAUGACAUUCAAAAAGAAAAAAAAAAAUAAAAAAGUUGAAUCAAA
Mustela erminea (ermine) is the source of this 9291-nucleotide messenger RNA. It is a transcript of the gene CACNA1A, whose product is annotated as calcium voltage-gated channel subunit alpha1 A. Gene Ontology annotation, biological process: calcium ion import across plasma membrane; chemical synaptic transmission. Lineage: Eukaryota; Metazoa; Chordata; Mammalia; Carnivora; Mustelidae. The record is from RefSeq and is a predicted model, not a curated record. Gene Ontology annotation, cellular component: membrane; voltage-gated calcium channel complex; neuronal cell body. Bases 619 to 8397 code for a protein of 2592 amino acids. The transcript is spliced from 51 exons. Gene Ontology annotation, molecular function: high voltage-gated calcium channel activity.